AUGGAGACAGUUGAGAAAGAUGUUUUCAGCCUAGACAAAUUUGAAACACUUUCUUUAAAUGAUACAUCUAAUCCAAAUGGAGAAACAAAUGAGACUUCUAACUGCUUAGAUGAAGAAUUUUGCUGUGAUCAAGAUUUGGAUCAGAAAGAAACUGAAAUCAGAUCUGCCUUAGUUCAACAAACCAAAGAUUUAUACGAACAUUAUGCUAAAGAGCAGUUUCCCAGAGAUCCAGAUAAACAAAAAGAGUUGAUAGCUGAAAUGCAAGAGCAAUAUUUUGAUCAUUACCUUUCGGAAGUUUACAGGUUUCAAAUUAUUCAUCAACAGCAGCAAAUUGAACAGUUACGUGAAAUAAAGUCAGUUGGGAAAAAAUCGGAUGAUACAAAUGGUGAAUACGAAAGAGAUUCUCCAGUUUCACUACCUCUAAUCCCUGCGACAAUAUGGACUCGGAAGGAUAUUGCUGAGUUCAAACGAGAGAUUCUAGAUAUUCAAAAGGAAUGUUGUAUAAAGAUUGGCUCUUUAGCCACAGCAACGGUACGUGUACCAACUCAUCCCAAUGGAAAGGCUAUAUGCUGGGAAUUCGCCACAGAUUAUUAUGAUUUAGGCUUUGGUUUAUAUUUUGAAUGGGAUUUGGAACCACCUGAAAAUAUAUCAGUUAACAUCUCUGAGUCAAGUGAUGAAGAAGGCGGUGAAGAAGACGAUGAGGAUGGACCUAGUUAUAAUAAUUCUGGAGAAAAGCCCUCACCUGAGAAUGGAGAUAAAGAAUCUCCUCAUGAUUUGGAAUUGGGUAAGAGAUCAUCACAACCUCGAGUUCCUACUGAUGAACUUAUACCAAUUUAUAGAAGAGACUGCCAUACUGAAGUCUACUGUGGUACACAUCAAUAUCCGGGUGUUGGUGUAUACGUAUUUAAGUUUGAUAAUUCUUUCUCACUUUGGCGAUCUAAAUGGUUGUAUUAUCGUAUAUUCUACACGCAUUGA
This is a messenger RNA of Trichobilharzia regenti, 975 nucleotides long. The record is from the annotation of a GenBank genome assembly. NCBI's taxonomy places the organism in Eukaryota, Metazoa, Platyhelminthes, Trematoda, Strigeidida, Schistosomatidae.